GCAGGAACCUCAGUGCUACAAGUGGUCGAUGAGGCAACCUGGGCACUGGCAACCCACACAGGCAUUCACACUCAGAAGGGACAGCUGCUUCUUCUCAUCUUGUACCCGCCCAAGCUGGUGUUCAAGUACGAUGAGCAGCUAAGCGUCGUGUUCUUCUUGCUCAUCAUCUAUGCCAUUGGCCUUGUGAUCAAGCUGAUGAAAGUUAUGUACGACCGCUACGCAGUGCAGCAGAAACUGCCGCUGACAGCCACUUGGGCCAGCGGAAUCUUCACUGCCUCCUGUGUGCUGCCCACCAUGCUGCACAUCGUGCUCUCUGUGGGCCAGGUCAUCUCGGCGAAGAGGCUGAAGAAGACCUGCAGCAUUUUCUGCGUUGUGCCCAAGCGGAUCGCUUUGGCUGGAAAGGUUCGCGUUGCCUGCUUCGAUAAGACGGGCACGCUAACUACCAGCGGCCUGGAGUUCUUUGGAGUGCACUGCGUGGAGAUAGAGGCUGCCAACGGAGGCGCAGGUGCUAAGAGCCCUUUCUCCUCCCCGCGGCUGGGUGUCUCCUCGGCCCCACAGUUGGCGGCCGAACCGCAGAAGUCGAACUGGGACCUUGACAUCCUGUGUGGCCUGGCAAGCGCGCAUUCACUUUCGCCCUUCUUGCAAAGCGAAACAGGGGUCGUUGGCAAUGCUGUCGAGGUGAACAUGUUCAAAGCAUCCAGAUGGUCGCUUGUUUCGCAGAGUGACGUGCGAAGUCCACCAGACUCUGCUUAUCCGGAGAAGCGCUUUGACUUUUCCCACAGCACCAUGACCAUGAGCGCGGUUGUCAAGCAUCUCCCAAGUGGAGAUCAAGGCAUCUACUGCAAGGGCAGCUUUGAGCACAUCCUGCGCAAGUGUCGCCCCGGUUCGGUGCCUGAGAACUUUGUGCAGGUGCCUUGCAACACUGUCUAA
Molecule: messenger RNA, 930 nt
Organism: Symbiodinium pilosum
Lineage: Eukaryota; Dinophyceae; Suessiales; Symbiodiniaceae
Source: the annotation of a GenBank genome assembly